Boleophthalmus pectinirostris (great blue-spotted mudskipper) is the source of this 5716-nucleotide messenger RNA. It is a transcript of the gene slc39a10, whose product is annotated as solute carrier family 39 member 10. Gene Ontology annotation, molecular function: zinc ion transmembrane transporter activity. The transcript is spliced from 10 exons. Gene Ontology annotation, cellular component: membrane. Gene Ontology annotation, biological process: positive regulation of B cell receptor signaling pathway; zinc ion import across plasma membrane; intracellular zinc ion homeostasis. NCBI's taxonomy places the organism in Eukaryota, Metazoa, Chordata, Actinopteri, Gobiiformes, Gobiidae. The record is from RefSeq and is a predicted model, not a curated record. Bases 1207 to 3864 code for a protein of 885 amino acids.
UUGUGAUGAGGAAACAUUAGAACGUAGAUUAAAAAAUGGAGUCACUUGGGUCGUUUAGCCGUCGUUUACUUUUACUUUUACUGUGUGUAUCGGUCCUGCUUGUGUUUGUGUAUUUCCGUGUCGUGUUGGUCAGUAGAUUGAAGUGCCGGUGCGGUGGUCAGGUGAGGGUCUUGUGAAGGGGCUUACAGCUUCUCUGUACAAUAACAGCCCCAUUGUCAGAAUCCUACUGAGGAGUUACGUAAGAACGAGCGCUCAGAGCACAGAGGGGUGUGAAAAGUCUCCAAAAUCGCAUUGGAUCCAAACUAGAUCCUCAUUUUUCACAGGUUUCAAUACUUAAAAAAAACAAAACAGUCCCAUUGACACAGAACCUCUCACUGCAAAUUUCUCUGAUCUGGCCAAGAUUUGAAAACUUAUACUCAGUUAUAAAUCUUGUUUUCAGAUUUAUUGUCUGCUUACUAGUUCUGAAUUGGAUUAAUUUUAGUCUAGAGGUCGUUUAUUUUAAGAGAACUUGUCAAGUAAAAUAAUUUUGCUGCAUGGACAGAUUAUUUUUUAUGUCAUUUAAUAUUUUAGCCAGUUUUUUUUGGAGUGUUCCUGAAUGUCUUUAGAAUAAUCUUGAGUAUAAAAGCACACUAUGGAACCUUCCUGGACCACAGAUGGGAAAAGAAAAAGUACUACCAUUUAAUGUUUUUAUUAACGUAGUAUCAGAAUUGGUAUUACAGUACUGAGUCUAUGCCUUAAUAUGAAAAUUGAGUUUGAAAUUCUAGUAUGAUGACAACACUACUGCUAACAAGCUGUAAAAUCUCUUUGUAGUAGUAGUAGUUGUAGUAGUAGUAGUAUGUACUUGUAUUGCAGUGUGCGUGGUAUUUGGAAACAGAAGGAGUGGCUUUGCGGUUCAGCCUAUCAGAGUUCAGAGGGCACUUCCUGGUUCUGGUGGAUAACAGGCGUGAAAAGGAGAGGGACAAAUCAAAACAACUACUACUACUACUGAGAGAGGAAUACUACUACUGCUACUGCUGAUAAUACUGCUACUGAUACUGAUACUAAUACUGCUGCUACUGCUACUGCUGCAGGGAGCGGGAGAGGAGAGGGAGAAGCUGAAACCAAACAGGAGAGUCCAGAAAGAAGAAGAAGAAGAGUGAAGAGAGGAGAAGAGAGGAGAAGAGAGGAGAAGAGAGGGAGAGCGCGCAGAGAGCCGUGUUCAGGACCAUGUUUGUCCAGAUGUCCUCAAACGUCUGCCUCUUGUGUCUCCUCACCAUUCUCCUUCAGCCAGUUCACCGAUGCCACGAGCAAAACAACCCCAAACAUCACCACAACCACUCCCACAACCACACCCACACCCACAACCACACCCACCCUCACGGCGCCGCACAUCCUCCGGGGGGCGUCACUCUGGAGGAGGAGCAGCAGUUUUACAUCGGGCAGCUGUUUCGGCGUUACGGCUCCAGGGACCGGUUGGACUUCGCUGGGUUCCAGAGUCUGCUGCUCAGCCUGGGUCUGGGGGAGGUCAAAGUGGUGGAGCUCGACCACGAGGAGCUGGGACACGACCAUGUGGCGCAUCUAGACAUGCUGGACGUUCAAGAUGGCACCCACUCGCACGCCGCCAAACCGCAGGGCCACGGACAUGGGCACGGACACGGACACGGACACGGCCACGAGUCCGACAGAGCGCAAACUGAGCAGGCGCCGACCAACUGCACGACUCAUUCCACAGCAGCGAGUCCUGAGAGGAAAACCAUCGAAGGACCAGACGCACGCCAUCGGAAAGUGACGCCAAACGAGCAGGAACAUAAACAUGGAAAACAGGAUUCGCACCACGGACACGGGCACGGCCAUCACCACGGAGACGGCCAUCACCACGGAGACGGCCAUCACCACGGAGACGGCCAUCACCACGGAGACCAUCACCACGGAGACCAUCACCACGGAGACCAUCACCACGGAGAGGAGGUGGCACAAAGUGGAGAGCACAUUCUCGAAGACGAUAUGAGGCAAAAUGGAGGACAACUACAGACUGAAAAUGGUGUAAAUGAGCAGAAAGGAACAGAGCACGAUCACCAUGACGACCACGGCGACCACGACCACGCUCAUGAAAACCACGCCCAUCAGGAGGAGCUGGGACAAAAUGGAGGAGGUGUGAAAAGUUUCGAGGGUUCCACACACGACCAGGAGCUCGAGUCUGCGCAAAGUGGCCGACGACAAGAGCUCAAAGUAGAAGACCACAAACAUCUGCAGGAUUUGGCGAGUUCAAAGAGCCAAGACCUGAGUCCGGAUCUGCACGUCCACGAUCAGGAAGAGACCCACAGCUCCACGGCGCCUCCCGCAGGUGGAGAGGAGCAGGCCAAGGAGAGGAGGAGGAAGGGCAAAGGACAGAAGGGUCGAGGGAGGGGUCAGACCGGGGAGGGAGCUGCGAGGAGCAGGAGGGAGGCCGUGGGAGGACUGAACGCGCCCACCGUACCUGCUCUCAUUGGUCCACUGCAUCCAGGAGGCUCCACCCACCAACAUGAAGAGUGCCUGAACCUGACCCAGCUGCUCACAGACUUUGGUCUCAGUCCGGACUCUCUCAUCUCUCCGGAUCAGUUCUCGUACCUUUGCCCCGCCCUCCUCUACCAGAUCGACAGCCGCGUCUGCAUCCGCCACUACCACCAGGUGGAGGUAGAGAGCAAGGCCCUGGACCCGCCCAGCUCAGGCUGGGUGUGGCUGUGGGGCUUCGUCUCCAUCACCAUCAUCAGUCUCCUGUCUCUCCUCGGGGUGAUCCUUGUGCCCAUCUUGGAUCAGGGCUGUUUUAAGUUCCUGCUCACCUUCCUCGUGGCGCUGGCCGUGGGCACGCUCAGUGGAGACGCGCUGCUCCACCUGCUGCCUCACUCACAGGGGCACCACGACCACAGCUCUCCCCAGGACGAAGGCUCUGACCUGGGCACAGAGUUCGACGGUGUGUGGAAGGGACUCACGGCUCUGGGAGGAAUCUACCUCCUCUUCAUCAUCGAGCACUGUCUGGGCAUGUACAAGCACUACAAGGACCACAAGUCCAAGCAGAGCAGUGAUGAUGGAGGAAUCGGGAGGAAACUUUCAGACCACAAACUGAACCGACGCUCAGAUGCAGAGUGGCUCAACCUCAAAACUCUGCCUGAAGACAGCAGUGCGGCGUGUGACAACGGGCUCAGCGACACUCAGCUCACAGAGGUCCAGACCCCAGACUCCCCCUCGGCCCAGACCGACCCCUCCACCGCCUCGCUUCCUCCCCCCGCACCCUCCCCCAAGAAGAACGGACACAAGGCUCACGGGCACUCUCACGGGCACUCUCACGGGCACUCUCACGGGCACUCUCACGGGGGCAACUGUCACUCAGACCAGGACAUGAAGGACGCGGGCAUCGCCAGUAUCGCCUGGAUGGUCAUCAUGGGAGACGGGAUGCACAACUUCAGCGACGGACUGGCCAUAGGAGCUGCGUUCAGUGCUAAUCUGACUGGAGGCAUCAGCACGUCUGUGGCCGUCUUCUGUCAUGAACUCCCUCAUGAGCUGGGAGACUUUGCGGUGCUGCUCAAAGCCGGGAUGAGCGUGAGGCAGGCGAUCGUGUACAACGUGCUGUCGGCGCUCAUGGCGUACGUCGGCAUGGUGAUCGGCGCGGCGGUGGGCCAGUACACGCACAACCUCACCAGCUGGAUCUUUGCCAUCACCGCGGGCAUGUUCCUCUACGUCGCCCUCGUCGACAUGUUGCCGGAGAUGCUUCACGGCGACAGUGAGGAUCACAAACGUUGUCAGGUCGGUCACUUCCUGCUGCAGAAUCUGGGCAUGCUCAGCGGCUUCUCCAUCAUGCUGCUCAUCGCCAUCUUCGAGGACCGGAUCGUGUUUGACUUUGGCUUCUAGCUCCGCCCCCUCUCCUCCCUCAGCCCCUCCCCUCUUUGCCCCUCCACCUUCGCGCCGAUCGCAUCGGCUCAACUUCGCACAUUCUCGGGACGUUCUCGGAGGAAGAAUCGCUGGAUCCAAAACUGAAACGCUCUGAAUGUUGUUGCAAAAAAGGAAAGUCCAGAUCCUGCGAUUAAAACGACUUAAAUCAUGAGUUCGAGUCAUUUUCUGUUGUUUGGGUCUAGGAAGUAUCCGAGUACUCAAACCAGUGGAUCCUUUCCUCUUCUGCAGCGUUUAGUCGCUCAGUCUGAUGCUGUUCCUUCCAAAGCUGCUGUCCACGUCGUCUCUGUCCACGUCGUCUCUGUCCACGUCGUCUCUGUCCACGUCGUCUCUGUUCAUGUCUUGUGAUGUCAUCAUCCUGCGCCCAUGUCGUGUCCCGCUGUGUGACAUCAUCAUUAUGUGUCCUGUCUCUGUACGGAGCCCCGCCCCCUGAAGCAGCAGCACAACUUCAGUGUUUUAGUUUGAAAUGUCACUGGGCCUCAUUCUGCACGAUUUACGACGACAGAACCACACAUUGGAUAUGUUUUAAGCAAUAAUUUGCAUUUUAUCCUUGAAAGUAAUAAAAUAUAUUUCAAUUCUGACCUAAAAAGCACAAAGCACUAAGGAUAAUUAUGGUUUAAAUGUGAGAAUCAAGCCGUCAUUUCCUAGAAAAUGACUUGUAUUUAAUAAAAAAGAUGCCUUUAUUUUUCAGAGUAUUUGAAGCUGGUGAAGCACACGGGGGUUUUCUUCUAAAGGCUGUGGGCUCAGACCCGUGGGGCACAGUAGUAGUAGUAUUAGUAUUUUUGUAGUACUAACAUGUUUACAUGAAGUUUGGAGGAGUGUGUGAAGAGCAGCAGAUGAGGCCCAGUGUUAAACCAAGACAAAUGAUGCACGAGUCGCUGCUCUUAUUUACUUUUCUACGUUUGAUUUUUCACAUUGUAUUUUUUUUAGUGCUGCACUGUAAAACCUGUGAGAAUCAUAAUGAAACGAUUCUUACACGUGUUGUUUUUCUGAGGCUGAAACGCUGCUGCCAUAGUCUUUUUUUUUUAGAGCGUGUCGGAGUAGUUUUGGACAAUCGUUCAGUUUGUGUGUGUGCCUCAUGGGGGCACUGAAGGUGCUAACCACUGCUGUACCACACUGUAAAUACUGGCUCUUAUUUUAGGCUGAACUCUUUUUUUUGUUUAUAGUUUUAUGAGUUAUUUUUGUCAAAUGCUGAUUUUUGUUGCAGACAAUCUGUUUAGUUUUUAAAUGAUGCUGGGGGGAGGGUUUGGAGGAGCUGCUGCUGCUCCACUCCACAAUGUUUCCCUGUUGAUCACUUUGGACUUUACCAUGAAAUUUAUAAAAGGUAAAAAUACAAAUGUUGAACCUGAUCAUUUCUAUUUGUGACUGAAGUCAAGAGCUCAGUGUCACUCACACAGAUCUGCAUGUGAGCUGCUCCAUCUCUGUUAAAUAUAAUAGGCUCAUAGAAUGUUGUGAUGUGAAACCAGCGAGAUCUUCUCUGACAGCACAGCUCCUUCUGACCCCUGACCUCUGACCUCUGCUCUCACAUUCCUGUGUGUGUGGGUUCUUUACUGUCACCGUGUGACACAGACUCACUGUAAAAACGACCAUUACAACAUUUAAUGCAAAGGUACAAAUCCUCAUUCUGCCAUGUCCAGACUGAACCGCUGUGAGGCCGGACCAGGAGCCGCCUCACACCUGGACGGUCCAGAGUGAGUUUUCUCUAAAUGAAGGUCCAUUGUUUUAGUUGAACAAAUGUUCAUUGUGGAUUAAAUGUGUAAAUGUAAAGUGCCAUUGAUGCUGUUUGUGCUUCAAUAAACAAGCAUUAGUCAAA